This is a messenger RNA of Botrytis fragariae, 789 nucleotides long. RefSeq lists its product as uncharacterized. NCBI's taxonomy places the organism in Eukaryota, Fungi, Ascomycota, Leotiomycetes, Helotiales, Sclerotiniaceae. Bases 1 to 789 code for a protein of 262 amino acids. The transcript has a single exon. The record is from RefSeq and is a predicted model, not a curated record.
AUGAAAUGUGUCGAGACUUCCGGGCUUCCAAUAUGUCGAGAAUGCACGACUGAGGUCAUCAUCUACAAAUGUGCUCACUUGAAGGUCAAUAAAUUACACCACUGCGAAGGGUGCCGUCCUCGCAAGAGCAAAUAUCUCAGCAGCCGACCAGAGCUACGACUUGUGCCCCACAAUGAAAACAUGCGUGGCGGCAUGGUCUGUGAGAAUUACUUGGACCACGAAGAACGUCGAAAAAAACGAAAGGAGUUGAUUUUACAGAAAAGAGUACAAGUUUUCCCUAACUCUCAAUCCUUUCAGCCAGAAAGCCACAGCCAACUAGACCCUGAUUAUCCCAAAAUUCCGGACGCUACUUUCAAGAGACCAAAGGUAACAAUACAACAAGGGCAAACACUACCGCCAUAUCAUGGCUAUCAAUAUCCAUAUGCACGAGAACGUGAGCCGGAGACCCAAUACGCUCAUACACCGGUGAUGACAACAACUCACGAGUCUGGACCAUCAGCCUAUGGAGGUUAUGGAUAUGCUGGGGGAUAUCCGCAUGGGCAGCCGAAUCCCCAAUACAUACCUCUCCCUGCUUCUGCGAUACCACCAGCUUGGGGACAGCCAAUACAACCAUUGAUAAUAGAGGAAAAUCCGCAAAGAUACGCGGAUUGGGAAAACAAACGGGGACGAGAAGAAACCCGAUUCAGUGAGGCGGCCGACAGAGAAAGUACCGAGAAAGCUGCCCGUUAUGAAUCAACUUUACGCCGAGAAAAUGCACGUCCAAGGGAGCACAGAAAAUCGAAGCGAUGA